Messenger RNA from Manis pentadactyla (Chinese pangolin), 2340 nucleotides. RefSeq names its product proline rich transmembrane protein 2 (gene PRRT2). The transcript is spliced from 4 exons. Lineage: Eukaryota; Metazoa; Chordata; Mammalia; Pholidota; Manidae. Bases 187 to 1221 code for a protein of 344 amino acids. Gene Ontology annotation, cellular component: membrane. The record is from RefSeq and is a predicted model, not a curated record.
AGGAGGGGAGACCCGCCGCCUCCCUCCCUCGCUCGCUCGCUGACUCGCUCCCUCCCGGCUGCGGCUGCUGCAACGCAGCGGUGGCGGCAGCAGCGGGAGAAGUCUGGAGGCCGACGUCGAGGAUUUGCUGCUGUCUCUGCUGCUCUAACCUCCCCACAGAGGCCCUCUCCCUGUUCCCAUCUCAAGAUGGCAGUCAGCAGCUCUGAGGUCUCUAAGAUGAAGCAGAUAGAGGAGGGUCCCCAGACCCAGGGAGAAGGGCCUGGCCAUCCUGAAGCCAAAACUGGCCCUCUCCAGGUCCCAGAAGAACCAGAGGCCCUGCAACCAGGCCCAGACAUCGCUGGGGACCCUGUGGACUCAGAGCCCAAGGCUGGACUGGCUCCAGAAAACACAGAGACCCCAGCUGGGGCCCCAGAAACAGCCCAGGCCAGAGACCUCAGCUCAGGCCCAGGAGGGGAAUCGAAGGCCAACCCCAACCCCAAAGAAGCAUGCCAAGAGUCAGCACCCAAACCAGAAGUGAGCAAAGAGGCCACUGCAGACCAGGGGUCCAACCUGGAGUCUGCAGCCCCACUUGAGCCAGCCUCAGAACCCACUCCCCUAGCAGACCCCCAGUCAGACCCUCAUCCAGAUCCCCAGUCAGGUUCCCAGCCCAUCCCCAAGCCAGCCCUUCAGCCAGAGACCCCUACCCAGGAGGACCCUACCCCUGAGACUCUGACUGAGAGCAUGGGGGAAAAACAGGAGAAUGGGGCCGUGGUUCCCCUGCAGGCUGGUGAUGGGGAAGAGGGCCCAGCCCCCCAACCUCACUCACCACCCUCUACAAAAAAAACCCCAGCCAAUGGGGCUCCUCCCCGUGUGCUACAGCAGCUGGUUGAGGAGGACCGACUAAGAAGGGGUCACAGUGGGCAUCCAGGAUCUCCCCGAGGUAGCCUGAGCCGCCACUCCAGCUCCCAGCUAGCAGGGUCUGGGGUCGAGGGGGGUGAAGGCACUCAGAAACCUCGGGACUACAUCAUCCUCGCCAUCUUGUCCUGCUUCUGCCCCAUGUGGCCUGUCAACAUCGUGGCCUUCGCUUAUGCCGUCAUGUCCCGGAACAGCCUGCAGCAGGGGGACGUGGAUGGGGCCCAGCGUCUGGGCCGCGUGGCCAAGCUCUUAAGCAUCGUGGCCCUGGUAGGGGGGGUCCUCAUCAUCAUCGCCUCCUGCGUCAUCAACUUAGGCGUGUAUAAGUGAGGGGCUCUGCCCUGCAUUCCAAGACUUUUCUUCCUGUUGGGAGCUGCCUUGGGCCCAUCCUCCCCAGGAGGAGCCUAAUUGAUGGCCCAGGCCUGCACCCAAGGGGACCAAGGGAGCCUGGGCGGCCUUGUUUACAGCUUCUUUCCUGUUCCUGCAUCCUGCCAGGCUCCUCUGCCAACCUAGGCCUCCCAUUUCCCUGCACUGUUUCCAACCUUCCUGCACUUCUGCCUGUAUUCCGUCCAGCCUCUUGGCCUCCCAUCCCUGCACUUCUGGAAACCUCCUGCACUUCUGGAAACUUCCUUGAACAUCUCCCAAACUCUGUUCUCAGCCCCCUUGCAUCUCUCCCAGCCUUCCUGCACUUCUUCCAAUGCCCUGAAUUCCCUGCACUUCAACUCUGGUGUCCCCCUCCCAACUUUCAUUGUCUUGGCAUAUUCCCCCAUUCCUUUCUUCCUUCUCUCCUUUAUAAUUUCCCUUUCCCUCUCCUCAUGCUCCACCACUUUCUUCUUCUGCCUCCUCAUCUUCCCUCAGCUACCUUUCCUCCUCCCCUCAGGAUCCUCUCCCCUAUCCUCCUGCCACCGUUUAUUCUUCAAAAAUUCCAGCACUUAGAUAAGACGGGGAGGGAGCGGUGUAAGGAGAAGGCUCCCUAGCCCAGGGCUCCGACUGUUCUCCGACUGUCCAGACGUCCCCCGGGCGCCUCAGGGUCGCACUGCCAGCAAGCCAGGCCUCUUUGGGGGACUUGGGCAGGGGUGGCGAGCACUGUUUCAAACAGCACUGGGAGAAGGGAGGGCCGCGAUUGCUGCCGCUCCCUGGUCAGGCCAGUGGACUUGCCCUACCUGGGCUUCUUAACCCAGUCAACGAGUUUAUAAAGGCAGUGGGGCUGUGGUCACGUGCUUUGUAACGAAAGAACCCCCAAAAUAGGACCAAAGCUCUCAGCUGCAGGGAGCGAGGGAGGGGUGGGAGCUCUAUAAUUACUUUCUAAGAGAUCGAGGGAGGUUUGUCGCACUCAACAGUCCGCUGGGGAGGCGGGGAUCCAGCUAUGACGCGAUUCGAAGGUGCGGGUCUUUGUUUUCUAAAAAAAAGUGUGGGGAAAAAAACUAAAAAGUCUUAAAAGAAAAAAAA